CGGGCGGCACGGAGGAGAGGGUGCGAGCGAGUGAGGAGGGAGUGAGGGCAGGGACCAGGGACGGCUGGGUGCAGGACAGGUAGGGUAGCUGGUACCCCAGACCCAGCUCCGGCCCUGGCCUGACCAUUCUGGGCCCUGCAUCUCCCAGAGCCAGUGUUGACCCUGCUCAGCCCAGCUGGGGAGCAGGUCCUUGAGCCCCAAGGAGGGCUCUUGUCUGGGCCACUCGGUCCCCAGGUGCAGGCUGUCCUGCAGAUGGAGGCCAACAGCCUGACCCCCUUUGCACUGGGCUUACUGUUGCUACCUGUCCUGGCCACACUGCUGGCUGCACUCUGCGUGCGCUGCCGCGAGCUGCCAGCCUCCUAUGACACCGAUUCCGCAGACAGUUUGUAUCCAAGGAGCAUCCUGAUCAAGCCACCUAGUGAGUACAGAGGGUCCCCUGCCCUUCUCUCGUACCGGGUUCUUGACACACUUGCCCCCUGGUCGUCUGUGGCCUCACACCCACCCGUUAGUUCCUGUCUACCUCUGAGCCAGCCAGACCUGCUCCCCAUCCCGAGAUCCCCACAGCCCCUUGGCGGUUCCCAUCGGCUGCCAUCUUCCCAGCAGGAUUCGGAUGGUGCCAACAGUGUGGCGAGCUACGAGAACCAGGAGCCAGCAUGUGAGGAUGCAGACGAAGAUGAGGACGAAGAUGACUAUCCCGAGGGCUACCUAGUGGUGCUUCCUGACAGCACCCCAGCCACCAGCACCUCUGUUCCCUCAGCUCCUGUGACCAGCAACCCUGGCCUCCGAGACAGUGCCUUCUCCAUGGAGUUUGGUGAAGAUUACGUGAAUGUCCUCGAGAGUGAGGAGAGUGCAGAAGCGUCUCUGGAUGGCAGCCGGGAAUACGUGAAUGUGUCCCAGGAGCUGCAUCCGGGGACCAGGACUGAAGCUGCCGCUCUGAGCUCCCAGGAAGUGGAGGACGAGGAGGACGAGGAAGAUGGGGACGGGGAGGGGGAGGGGGCACCUGAUUAUGAGAACGUAUAGGAGCUGAGCCCAGGCUUGGUGAGUGGCCUCUGGCCCUGCCCUGCCCCGGGCCCCUGCCCUGCCCCGGUACCUGCCCUGCCCUGGGCCCCUGCCCUGCCCCGAGCCCCUGCCCUGCCUUGGCUGCUGGUCUGACCCUCCCUGAGGACCCCUUUCUGACAAACUCCAAUACUUAGGCCUGUGCUCUGUGGCUCUGGGUGCCCUCUGGGCCCCAUGGCUUCCUGACCGCUGCCCUGUUGCGUUUCAGCUAAGGCGAGGCCAUCCUAGAAGCAGCCUUGUGGGGAGGGCUGAGCGGGCGGCUGAGGUGACCUGGCCCCUCAGGCGCCAGCUCUGUCUCCAACCUGAUGACAGCCUGAGAACCUCCUAACUUAUUGUCACUUUGGGGUCCAGUCUGUGUCCCCGAUACUCUGCACCUUCUGACACCACCUGAGAAUGAACCUCCCUUUCCCAGCCCUACUCUGCCAUGGAAUAAAGGCCCCUGUGGUCUGGAGUCCUCUUGGCUUUGGUACCCAGGGCUGAGAGGGGGUGACGGUGGGGCUGGGUCCAAGGGCCUAUGUGUGUCUUCCUAUGUGUGUGUCACAUGCGCGCUGUGAGCGUGCAGGAGUGCAUGGGGUGUAUGUGCGUGUGAGUGGUGAGUGUGGGGGUGUUUGUGUACGUGGGGAGGUGUGCAUGUGAGUGUAUGGGGUAUGUGCGUGUGUGGGUGCUGUGUACAUGUGGGAGUGUGCACGUGUACAUGUGAGUAUGUGAGCAUGUGUGUGCACUACGUGCCUGUGCAUGUGAGCCUGUGGGUCAGAGGCCUUCUAGAAACCCAUGUGUCUGUCUGGGUCUCAUUCUGCCUUGGGGCUCCCGAUGGUCCUGGCCAGAUGCUGUGACAGCAGACAAUGGCUGGGACACUGACACCUUCCAAGUGAAGUUUCUGACCCCUGCUGUCAUUUCCGGGGCUCAAGAAGAAGCAGAAAGAAAGGCCCUUUCUUUGCAGUGCAGCCUAGUUUGAAUGCUGCUGGGCAGACAGCAAACGCCACACCGGCCACUCUGGCUGUGGUGCGGAUCUGAGCUGACGCAGUGGGGCCUAGCGGAGCCGGGGCUUUGUGUCUCCAGGAGCUCCUGCGCGGUUCCAGCACUGAUGCCGCGUGAACUUCACGUGGAUGGUGAGGGUGUGGUGGGUUCCGUUGCUUUCCCUUGCUCUGGGAGUCCCCUUGCUUUUCCUCCUGGAUCCUCUCCUCUCUGUGGGUCUGGAGGCUGCUGGACCAGCCUCCACCUCAUGAAGCCAGCCCACAGUCAGAAAUGCCUGGGACCAGCCAUCGUCCUUUCCCAGGCCAUGUGAUGGUGAGGCCUGGCACGUGGGCCACUGGGUCCUGGGAGCAGAUGGGAUUUAGACCGUUCACUCACAGCUGUCAUGAAGCUGGGAUGUGGUCCUGGAGAGUGAGCCAUGGGGACAGCAUGGCCCAGAGAAAACAGGGCCAGCUUCCUGGAUCUAAUCAUACGUGAGCAAGAUGAACCCCAAGACUCCCCAGUUAUGUGGCCAAUAAACUUCACCUUGUCUGCAACUGGGUUGACUUGUCUGUUGCUACAGCUGAAGUCACACUGAUAGAC
Castor canadensis (American beaver) is the source of this 2610-nucleotide messenger RNA. The record is from RefSeq and is a predicted model, not a curated record. NCBI's taxonomy places the organism in Eukaryota, Metazoa, Chordata, Mammalia, Rodentia, Castoridae.